Messenger RNA from Melampsora larici-populina 98AG31, 1313 nucleotides. RefSeq lists its product as uncharacterized. Gene Ontology annotation, cellular component: small-subunit processome; nucleolus. The transcript has 7 exons. Lineage: Eukaryota; Fungi; Basidiomycota; Pucciniomycetes; Pucciniales; Melampsoraceae. The record is from RefSeq and is a predicted model, not a curated record. Gene Ontology annotation, molecular function: RNA binding. The coding region runs from base 27 to 1313 and encodes 428 amino acids.
AGAAACUCGAAAAGAAGUUUCUGAAGAUGGCUAUCACAAAACAAGUAGAAGAUAUCACCACGACUAAUAUAAAUGAAGAAAUCAAUCUUGAAAGAAAAUCAAAAAAACAACAACAUCGUAAAGAUAAACCAUGGGAUACAGAUGAUAUAGAUCAUUGGAAAAUCGAACCAUUCGAAAUGGAUCCUAUUAAAUUUAAACCGUUUACAGAAGAAAGUAGUUUUGCUACUCUGUUUCCAAAGUAUCGUGAAGUUUAUUUAAGAGAGAUUUGGAGUCAUUUAACUAAAGUUUUAGAAACUCAUGGUGUAGCUUGUGUUUUGGAUUUAGUUGAAGGUUCUAUGACCGUUAAAACUACUAGGAAAACGUGUGAUCCAUUUAUCAUUCUCAAAGCUCGAGAUUUAAUCAAACUCUUAGCACGAAGUGUACCAAUCACACAGGCAGUUAAGAUCCUAGAAGAUGGUGUGGCUUGCGAUGUAGUCAAGAUAGGUAAUAUCAUUCGUAAUAAGGAACGAUUUGUAAAGAGACGGCAAAGGAUUUUAGGUCCUUCUGGUAGUACACUCAAGGCUAUUGAAUUAUUGACCGGUUGUUAUAUCUUGGUACAAGGUACGACAGUCUCAGUGAUGGGACCUUACCGAGGUUUGAAGACCGUUCGAAGGAUCGUCAUUGAUUGUAUGAAAAACAUUCAUCCUGUUUACCAUAUCAAGGAAUUAAUGAUUAAAAGAGAAUUAGCAAAAGAUCCGAAACUGGUUAAUGAGAAUUGGGAUCGGUUUUUACCUAAUUUUAGUCAACGUAAAAAAGCUAAACAAAAAACCACAGCUGAACAUCAAGCCAUUGAAGAAUCAUCUCAUUCUAAUUCUAAUCCGAAUCCUCAAGCUUCUUCUAGUAAAUCUACUGUUCUUCAAACUUCCCAAUCUGAUGCAUUUAAUGAAAGCAUUGCACAACAAAAACAAAAACCCAAGAAAAUCGAAAAGAAAAAGUAUACACCUUUCCCACCACCUCAAUUACCAAGUAAAAUUGAUCAACAAUUAGAAUCAGGAGAAUAUUUUUUAAAAUCAAGAGAAAAGAAGACGAUUUUAGAAACCAAACGUAAAGAAGGACAAGAAGCGAUCAGUAACUUACGUAAGCUUAAUAAACAAACUGUCUUUAAUCCACCGAUGGAAAAAGAAGAAGUUAGGGUCAAUCAAGUUGCACAGAAGAUUGAAGAGAAUCAAGUUAAGAAACGUAAAGCGAUGGAAGAAAAAGAAAAAGAAAAGCAAAGUGGAGGGUCUAAGAAACGGAUGGUCAUGGAUGAAGGUAGAAGGGCAAGGAUGGAGUGA